GGAGCUUUCGGAUCCUAUCGCGUAUCACGUGCUGCGUCACGUGCACAUUCUCUCUUACAACAGUAAUUUCUACUCUCGCCGACCGGAUACCGUUUCUCAAAUACAAGCACAAUUUACACACCACUUUCCCAUGUCUUGCUGUGCGCUCCAACUCGUGAUACGUUUUCACGUUGCCAUCCUGUUACUGCAGAUCCUUCUUACUAGGUUGGGCCGGGCUGCCUCGCUGCCGGUCCCUCUUCGACCUCGCACCUGGGCCCAGGAGCAUCCUUGUCUGUCGUCAUCUCCAUUAUUUCCUUUGUGGGCUCGGUGGGCCAGAUCAGAACCGAUCAAGAUCGAGAUAACGAUAAGACAUCGACGACGCGGCGAAGACUAAUGCGAUGUAAAGCAGGGCGAGUCUAUGCGCGACAGGACCAUCGUGUCAAAAGUAAUAAUGCGCGAAUUCAUGCAACAGCGCAGAGGCCGCCGC
This is a messenger RNA of Colletotrichum navitas, 466 nucleotides long. RefSeq lists its product as uncharacterized. The coding region runs from base 131 to 373 and encodes 80 amino acids. The transcript has a single exon. Lineage: Eukaryota; Fungi; Ascomycota; Sordariomycetes; Glomerellales; Glomerellaceae. The record is from RefSeq and is a predicted model, not a curated record.